UCUGAGUGUGUGUGGAGCGGUGACUGACGCGUUGCUGGUGCGGGUGGAUGUAGUUUGUCCAAAGGGGCUUACCGUACAGCGGGGACGGGAAAUAGUGGCGAGAGAUCGGAGGGAUCUGUUACACGGAGUAGCCGGUGGAUUUUAUUUUUCUCUAUGCUCUUACGGAUAUAACAAAACGGAGGUGUGUGCCGACUGACACCCGGACAAUGGGGCGAUGAUGCAGUGACAGGCAAGACUUAAAGCACUUGGAUGAGAAGACAUAACAGCGGUGUUUCAUAUUGUGUUUAAUUUUUAUUAUUUUUUUCUGCCUUUUUUUCCCCCUUUUUUAUUAUUGCUAUGAAAAAAAUUGUUUAUUGCAAGGUGGUUUUGGCCACCUCCUUGGUUUGGGUUUUUCUGGAUAUGUUUCUGCUGCUUUACUUCAGCGAAUGCAAUAAAUGUGAUGAUAUAAAAGAACGGGGGUUACCUGCUGGAGAUGGCGCUGAACCAAUUCCGAAACCACGCGAAGGCCCAGGAGAAAUGGGGAAGCCGGUUGUCAUUCCUAAAGACGACCAUGAGAAGAUGAAGGAGAUGUUCAAAAUCAAUCAGUUCAAUCUAAUGGCUAGUGAGAUGAUUGCACUCAACAGAUCUUUACCUGAUGUCCGGUUAGAAGGGUGCAAAACAAAAGUGUAUCCAGAUGGUUUACCAACAACCAGUGUAGUAAUAGUGUUUCACAACGAGGCCUGGACAACACUACUAAGAACAGUACAUAGUGUGAUAAAUCGUUCACCGCUUCAUUUACUACAGGAGAUCAUUCUUGUAGAUGACGCCAGCGAAAGAGAAUUUUUGAAGAGGCCAUUGGAGAGUUAUGUAAAGAAGCUGAAAAUUCCUGUGUAUGUGAUUCGGAUGGAGCAACGCUCGGGACUGAUUAGGGCUCGAUUAAAAGGCGCUGCAGCUUCCAAAGGACAAGUCAUCACCUUUCUAGAUGCCCAUUGUGAGUGUACUGUGGGAUGGCUGGAGCCCCUUUUGGCAAGAAUAAAAAAUGACAGGAGAACCGUGGUGUGUCCGAUCAUUGAUGUCAUUAGUGACGAUACCUUUGAAUACAUGGCAGGCUCUGAUAUGACCUAUGGUGGGUUUAAUUGGAAACUUAACUUCCGAUGGUAUCCAGUGCCCCAGCGUGAAAUGGACCGAAGGAGGGGUGAUAGAACUCUCCCUGUAAGGACUCCUACUAUGGCAGGGGGACUUUUCUCUAUUGACAGAGAUUAUUUUCAAGAAAUAGGCACAUAUGAUGCUGGGAUGGAUAUAUGGGGAGGCGAAAAUUUAGAAAUAUCCUUUCGGAUAUGGCAGUGUGGGGGCACUCUAGAAAUUGUGACUUGCUCUCAUGUUGGACACGUGUUCAGAAAAGCAACACCCUACACUUUCCCAGGAGGCACAGGGCAAAUCAUAAACAAGAAUAACAGGAGGCUUGCAGAAGUCUGGAUGGAUGAUUUCAAAAGCUUCUUUUAUAUCAUUUCACCUGGGGUCACUAAAGUAGACUAUGGAGACAUAUCCAUGAGGACAAACCUGAGAUACAAACUUCAAUGCAAACCCUUUUCUUGGUACUUGGAAAAUGUAUAUCCAGAUUCCCAGAUACCUCGCCACUAUUUCUCUUUGGGAGAGAUUAGAAAUGUUGAGACAAAUCAGUGUUUGGACAAUAUGGCAAGGAAAGAAAAUGAAAAAGUUGGUAUUUUCAACUGUCAUGGAAUGGGAGGGAACCAGGUCUUCUCAUAUACUGCUAGCAAAGAAAUUCGAACAGAUGAUUUAUGCUUAGAUGUUUCUAAGCUUAAUGGUCCAGUUAUAAUGCUUAAAUGCCACCAUUUAAGAGGCAAUCAGCUGUGGGAGUACGAUCAAGUGAAACUAACCUUGAUACACGUGAACAGUAACCAGUGCUUAGACAAGGCUGCAGAAGAGGACAGUCAAGUACCCAGUAUUAAAGACUGUAAUGGGAGCCGAUCUCAGCAGUGGCUCCUUCGUAAUGUUACACUCCCUGAAAGCUUCUAAAACUUAACAUGAGCAAAUAAAAAAAGAAUAAAGUGGAGAAUAAAAAUAAAUAAAAACUAUUUUAAAAAAAAAAAAGAAAAAAAGGAUUGACUGCGCUACCUCUGCACACCUGACUUGCACAUCCUUGAGUAUUCAGUGGCGGAAAAUGAUUUUCUCCAGCUGUAAGAUGGGGCAUAUGUCAGCUAAGACUACAUCAGCUGUAAAACAGCCCUCUUUUUAUAAGGAUGUAAAAUGGCAACUUUGUUUAACUGUGCACGAUGAAGUUUACAAGAAGGAAAGAAGUCUCCCUCUUCAAGGAGUUAUUCAGGAGAACAAUUAAAGACAAUGCAAACCAUUUUGUUGAAACCUGGGAGAGCUGCAUAUCAGUUUGUUUGCACAUCAGGACCCUGUAUUGAAAAUAUCAUACUAAGAAAGAGACAUCCAGGGCUAAAUAUGUGGCUCUUAAGAGUCAGCAUCCCUAUUCUAACAUUAAAAAUGUACAGACAGUAAACGCAGAAAACAAUAACAGAUUUGCGCAAAUAGUCUCAAUGUGUGAUAAAAAAAAACAGGGUUAAAAGGAGUUUAAGAUCACAUAUAUCAAAAGUACAAUUUGUUAUAGCAAAAUAUCAGAUUUAUAUGUAGAUUUUUUUACCUCUACUGGGACAAUAUCCAAUUUAAAAAUAAAAAAACCUCACCUUUGUUUCAGUUAUAUGUGAUAGUAAUGGAUAAGAGUAUAUUUUUCAUGACCUUAAUGAAAUUCAUUUUUAAAAGCAAAAAAAAAAAUUAAAAGGCAAAAAAAGGUCUUUUUUAUCUUAUUUUGUUUUUGUUUUUUUGUUUUUUUUUGUUUUUUUGUGGGGGUGCUGGACAUGUUCCAAUUUACUGUACGCUUUGCCUUCCUAAUAGGCAUGAAAAGUAAUACUACAAAAAUUACUGUUGUGUUAUCUGCCUUUAAUACCCAUUUAGAAUUAAAGGUCCAAAAUGCAAAUGUUUCAAAGCAGAUAUACAAAUGCAAUCGGCACAGCUAUUUUAAUACUCAACAUUCAUACUACUGUACUUUUGUUAUGCAGCAAUAAAUCUAGUUUGGUGUAGCCAAAAAUUAUCUCGUCUUUACAAGAAGGAAUCAUAUCAUUUUUUUUAUUUUAUUUUAUUUUUUUUUUAUAAUUUUUACUAUUAAUUUAGGAGGUUUGGAAAAAUCAUCUGUGCUAAAUUUUUGCUGAGAAACCUUUUUCCCUUCAUGUGUUAAUAUGCUUCAGCGUCAAGUGCAUUUAGAUUUGAUUUCCUGGGGCUUAAUGUUGGUUCUACUGUUUAUUUUCUUUUUUUCUAAUAAAACCUAAAGAAAUGAA
This is a messenger RNA of Bombina bombina (fire-bellied toad), 3338 nucleotides long. It is a transcript of the gene GALNT1, whose product is annotated as polypeptide N-acetylgalactosaminyltransferase 1. Lineage: Eukaryota; Metazoa; Chordata; Amphibia; Anura; Bombinatoridae. Gene Ontology annotation, cellular component: Golgi apparatus. The record is from RefSeq and is a predicted model, not a curated record. Bases 337 to 2016 code for a protein of 559 amino acids. The transcript is spliced from 12 exons.